AUGGUUCCCGCAGCUGAACUCCUUGAUCUUCCAAUGUGGCUUCGACUGUCUCGCUUAUUCAUGUAUCAAUCGCCAGAACUCGGCGACAGCUGGGACAACUUCAUUACCUCUGGUCACGAAACUCCUUCGAUUUACCACACUGCUUUUCAGGAUUUCCACAAUUUGACUGUCAGUCUGACAAGACGUGUCGUGCAGGCCACCAUCUUCCAAACAAUGACUCGCCUGCGAGCACGCGACAAGGAUCAACCAAGCGCCAGAGUCACAACAACUGACGUCCGAGCGGCAACCGAAAUCCUAGAUCUACAAUCUAAUGCACGCAAAUUCUGGGCAAGAGUACCAAGAAAACAUGGGCUUCGAGUCUACGAGCGUGGCUCCAAGUUCUCGAGGGGUCAGUCUAGGGCUGGGGUUGAGCUCAGUCUCGAAGAAGCAGAAGACAGACUGGGCGCUGGUCAGACUUCUGUUGUCGCUGAAGCGGAUGAUGAUGUUAUGGAAACGGUUGAGGACGAUUCAGAUGAGGAUGUCCUCGACCCUGACCAAUACUACAACGAUCCCGAGCUUUGGACCGAAGCCUCGGAUGAGGAAGACGAGACUCAAACUGAUGUACCAGACAAUCAACAUUCAGACGCUUCUGACGAAGACGAAGCUGCUUACAACCCGACUGACGAUGAAGAAGCACAAGAUGCUACGAGAAAGAAGCGUCGCAGAAAAGGACGAAUGGAGAGGAACUUUCAAAGAGUUCAUGAUGCAUAUCUCGAAGCCGUCGAUCAAGAGAUUAGCAGAGUGCAGGAAGUUACGAUGUGGGACACUCUUGGUGUAGCACCUCCCAACGAUAUCAAAAACGAAGAGAUAGAGAUCCCGCUCCAACCAGUUAUCAAGCGUCGACUCUCGGAUACCGCCAAUUGGAGGGAUGGCUUCGAGUAUCGUUCACCAUGGGAACUAGGAUUCGACACUGUGCAGCCAGAGACAUUUGCAAGUAUGCACAAGCGAGGCGAACAGGCCAGGAAGCGCAGACGAAUGGCUUAUGAUUACCUCGAACGAGAGGGUCUCGUCGUACUGCCUCAACAAGCACCAGAAGUCACUGUCGUCAAGAAGACCAAAGCAACUGAUACUGAUACGGAUAUGCAAGACGCGCCCGCGGACGAACCACCACGUGCUACUAUAGAAACCUUCGACGACGGAGUGCCAAGAAAGAAACGUCCAGCUCCUGUCCACAAAGCCUUGAGCAGAGCUUCCUCGAUCUUAAGCAGUAGCAGAGGCUUAAGCAGAGCUUCUUCAGUGCGAGAAGGCUCACACGACUCCUUGACCAGCGAGAGGUCAGGAUUAACCAAUCUUGCUUUGCUGAACAAAUUGACGAAGCGCACGCCGGCUCAGCAAAUGGAGGAAGGCCUCAGAAAAGCUGAGGAAGAGCGGAAAGCAGAGGAGGCACGACAACAGGUUGAAGAGCAGGUUCAGGAAGAGAAGCGAAAAGCCAGGGCCACUCGAAAGGCACUGUCUAAAGAAGAAAAGGUGGCCUUUGAUAGGGAGAGGCAAGAAGAGAGAGCACGAAAGGCACAAGAGACCAGACGAAAUGAGGAAAGGAGAAGAGAGAAAGAGGAGCAGGAAGAGAUGGAAAGACUUGCCGCAGAAGAGAAGCGCAAGGUUAGAGAAGAGAAGCGAAGGGCAAGAGAGGAGGUAGAAAGAGGCAGAGACGAGAGGCGGAAGGCUAAAAUCGAGAAGCGCAAGGCCAAAGAGGAAGCUGCCAGUGCGGAUACCAACAUCGAACAGCAGGGAGAUCUAGCACGUUCACUUCGAAGCAGGAAGGCGAAGAGAAAGUCUGGAUUCUAG
Messenger RNA from Aureobasidium musti, 1824 nucleotides. Lineage: Eukaryota; Fungi; Ascomycota; Dothideomycetes; Dothideales; Saccotheciaceae. The record is from the annotation of a GenBank genome assembly.